CUUACUCCCACAUACUAAUUGACAGCUCCACAACAUCGCGCGCGCUGCAGCCGGCCUCACCUGGCUGCCCCUCUGACUGCUCCGCGUGUCCAAAUGUCUCGAGCGGGAGAGAUGACUUCUCAGGAGACUUCCAACGACUUGGGCUGCAGUUCUUCCGAGGAGGACAGUAAUCGCACGGAUUUGGCGGAGGAGAAGGCGACGUCUCCGGUGGUGCGUCGGCAUCAUCCGUUCAGCGUGGAGGCGAUCAUGUCCGGGAGGAAGACGGAGGGUCGCGUCGGGGAGUCCACCUGGUGUAAAACGGAGGUGUCGGUGUCUCCUCUCGGUUUGAACUCUCUGUAUGUGUGCCGGGAGAAGUGCAGCCUUCCAGGGGAGAGUAGGAAAAGCUUCCCUGCUGCGCCUUCAUCCCCGGUUAAAUCCGAGGCGUCAGAGUCAGAGGAGUGCGCGCCCUGGGUCACCAGCAGCGCGUUUGCACAACAGCCUCGUCAUGUAAGUCCAGCCUGUCCUCUGAGGAAACACAAGACCAACCGAAAGCCUCGCACGCCCUUCAGCACAUCGCAGCUGCUGGCCCUGGAGAGAAAGUUUAGGCAGAAGCAGUACCUGUCCAUCGCCGAGCGGGCUGAGUUCUCCUCGUCUCUGACCCUGACGGAGACCCAGGUCAAGAUCUGGUUCCAGAACCGCCGCGCGAAAGCCAAAAGGCUGCAAGAGGCCGAGCUGGAGAAACUCAAGAUGGCCGCCGAUGCCAAGACGGCAGCAGUGGCGGCUGCUGCUGCUGGAGGUUUACACCCUGGGUUUACGUUACCGCUGUCACUGGGGGCCAUGACAUUGUACGGACAGUCUUAUUCUGCCUACCACCACCAUCACAGACCCAUACUGCCUAUCUCACCUCUGGGCCUGUACGCUGCUCCUCUGGGCUACAGCAUGUACCACUUAUCAUAGACAUGGAUAUAUCACAGACUGUGUUUAAAUGUGUUUCAGAGGAUUCCAAAAAUAAUGGACACCAAGGACUGUGUCUGAAUGACAAUCUAAAAAAGCAAUGAUUUAUCUACUGCACAAGGAGUGUUUGAAUCGACCUCAAGCACUACAAAUUCAAAUUGUAUUUUUUCCAUCUGCGAAGAUAAAAAAAAGUUGCCCCUUUGGACUACUUGUUUACAUAUUAUGUCUGUAAGAGAAGAAAUACCACCAUCCAGCUGUUUAGAAUGCUCACUUGUUUACUUCUGCAAUAAUUAAGCUGGAGGCGAUGACUUGCACUGCACACAAUGAUAGAACUUUUCACUUAAGCCUUUUCCUUCAUUCUUCAUUCAGUGCCUUAAGUUGGGCCUUAAUAUCAAAGUACUUUGUGCGCAUUGUAUGGAUGAUGAGUGUUUCAGACACACAAAUAAAACAUAUCCCUGCAGCCGUCUUUAAAUCCUACAGAAGUGCCUGUCUUAAAAACCUCUUAGAUUCAGUUUCAGCUUUGUUUCCUCUUAAUGAGGUUUCAUAACUGUACGCAGUUUAUGAGGAUCUUCAUCCUCUAUCUAUCACAGCAAUAACAAAACAUUUUAUCACCUUACCACACAUUUAUUGCCACAUAUUUAUUCUCUUCUCUGGACUAUAAUUAUGCUGGAAAUGUAUGAAUGUCACGUGUAUUUAUAAGAAUUUGGUACUUAAGUUCUGAUCAAAAUUGUAUUUAUAUUGUUCCUACCUGACGGUCCCUUUGAGAGGGCCGACACUGUGCUAUGCAGUUUAUAUAUAUAUAUACAUAUAUAUAUAUUUUCCACUAUUGUUAUACCAUUAAAAUGAGUCAAUGUUU
Messenger RNA from Labrus bergylta (ballan wrasse), 1789 nucleotides. RefSeq names its product muscle segment homeobox 2b (gene msx2b). Gene Ontology annotation, molecular function: RNA polymerase II transcription regulatory region sequence-specific DNA binding; DNA-binding transcription factor activity, RNA polymerase II-specific. Gene Ontology annotation, cellular component: nucleus. The record is from RefSeq and is a predicted model, not a curated record. NCBI's taxonomy places the organism in Eukaryota, Metazoa, Chordata, Actinopteri, Labriformes, Labridae. Gene Ontology annotation, biological process: regulation of transcription by RNA polymerase II; embryonic morphogenesis.